AUGGCUUUGUUUGGUGACUUUCAAAUAGAAACCUUCAAAAAUGGAACAAAUCAUUAUAUAGAUAAUUUUAAUUUUGUUUUUUUGUUCCUCCUCUCUAGAAUCAACGAUAAUAAGACUAUUAACCUGAAAGAAUUUAAAUCUUAUUUAAUCGAAAAGCAAAAUACCAUUAAUAGUGUUGGUUCGUUGAUUAAAGCAGUUCAGGAAUUCAACAUCCCUCAAACGGAUGAAGAACUUAUAUAUUACUUUGACAUCCAUUUAGUUCAUCACUAUUUGAAUGAAAACAACAUCCAAAAGAUUGAAGACCUUUUAAGAGAAAACUUUACCUUUAGCAAAUUCCAAGUCGAAGAGAAUAACCAUGGUGGCCAUAUAUAUUAUGAAAUCAAAGAUAGAAUAAUAUCUUUUAUAUUUUACUUUUCAUUAGAAAAACGUUCAAUUGAUGCAUUUAACUUAUACUCCCAAAUAAAGAAAAUAUUUCCUCAACCCCUUUCAGAUACACCCAGCCACAAAUUUAUUUUUAACAGUGAAUUUCAAACUAGUUUUAGAUUAAUUACAACCCAUGACUUAGAAAAAGAGAAGGAACUAUUAAAUAACUAUUUCAACCUUAUAUUAACCGAAGAAUCUAUAAACCUUUUACCUGUAGGACUAAAAGAAAUAAUACCAAAGAUAGUUUUAAGUGAAGAUGCUUCCCAGUUAGAAUAUAUUAUUAAAAAUUUUGCACCCAUUAGAGAAGAAUAUCUUUUAUUACUUUUAGAAGGUACAGACAGAAUAAAAAUGAUUGAAGGUCAUUUUAAAUCUAAGAACAGUAUGGCAAAUUUUUAA
Messenger RNA from Dictyostelium purpureum, 819 nucleotides. RefSeq lists its product as uncharacterized. NCBI's taxonomy places the organism in Eukaryota, Evosea, Eumycetozoa, Dictyosteliales, Dictyosteliaceae. The record is from RefSeq and is a predicted model, not a curated record. The transcript is spliced from 2 exons. The coding region runs from base 1 to 819 and encodes 272 amino acids.